Messenger RNA from Penicillium olsonii, 1281 nucleotides. The record is from the annotation of a GenBank genome assembly. NCBI's taxonomy places the organism in Eukaryota, Fungi, Ascomycota, Eurotiomycetes, Eurotiales, Aspergillaceae.
AUGAAUGGACCUGGAACCGAGGUUCAACCCGGACGCCCAUCUUCUCCGUCUGCACCCUUCGGCUACUCGUUUCUCUCUCACAUGGACACCCCCUUUGAGCAGGCGCCUGCACUUCCCCCGGGACCAUCUCUCCUUGACGAUAAUGAAUCCAACAUGCUCGAUAACUUCUUUACUACCAUGAAUGCGAAUCAGUUCACGAACGAUUUUUGGAUGCGACAAGAACACAAGACCGGGGCCCCAAAUUUUGAGUGGUCAGCUGAGCUGCCACCAAACUUUGAGGGAUCAACCACCUCUUUAUCACAACCUACGUUUCAGCAACAUGGACUUGGCAAGGUCGGGGGAGGGUUGAUGGCAGGAAACCCCGCAGGCUCGGAUAUUUUCGCUGCAGCAUCUAUGCUCUACCAAGGUGAUCUUAACGGAUCAGAAUUGGGGUCCACGUUGUCACAACAAGCUUUUGGCGGUCAUUCACUGCAUCCGAAUAGAUUGCAGCCCCGAAAUCACUCCCACGCCGGAAUACUCGGCCAGGGAUCAGCCCAACCAGAGCCUCGCACCGACGUUCCCACUGGAUAUCAUACCUCGGAGAUGUUUUUUGAUGUCCGCGACCCUAUCCCAGCGGAUCAGCAUCCUUCGCGGAAGGUCCGAAGUCUCCGUUGGGGGUCAGAUGCCAGUUUUAUGGACCAGGGGUAUCUUCGCCCACCAGAUCAACCCGACGAGGAGCAAAGGACCAAUGAUUUGCUCGACCAUCUUGGAUGUUUUGAAACACAAACCAGUGCAUCUAAUACUCGACCACCGAGUCCUGAUCGAAUCGUUGGAAAUCCUGUUCGCCGGCCUUCGUUCCGUGCUGCCAUCCCGGAGGAGACGACACAGCCCCGAAAGCGAUCCAGAGUUGUAAAAGAGGAAGACAAUUACUCAGACGAAGACGACGGUAGGCCUGAAAUCCGAAGGUCCCGGGGAUCGAUCAGCAAAGUCCGACGUGUGUCAACGGAUUUGUCCAAAAAGCCGCGGCUGCAGUCAGGGUCGAAAACUGCACGUGAGAAUCUUACUGAAGAACAAAAGAGAACCAACCAUAUUCUUUCUGAGCAAAAACGACGAAAUCUGAUCCGUCAAGGCUUUGAAGACUUGUGCAUCCUUGUCCCUGGACUCAGAGGUGGUGGGUUCAGCAAAAGCGCCAUGCUAACCGGGGCCGCCGAUUGGCUUGAAGACCUACUCCGGGGUAAUGAUAUACUCCAAAGGCAAUUGCAUGAACUAAAGAGCAUCAACGGCCUGGUCAUGCCUCGAUGA